Synchytrium microbalum is the source of this 1032-nucleotide messenger RNA. RefSeq lists its product as uncharacterized. Gene Ontology annotation, molecular function: dephospho-CoA kinase activity. The transcript has 4 exons. The record is from RefSeq and is a predicted model, not a curated record. NCBI's taxonomy places the organism in Eukaryota, Fungi, Chytridiomycota, Chytridiomycetes, Synchytriales, Synchytriaceae. Bases 1 to 1032 code for a protein of 343 amino acids. Gene Ontology annotation, biological process: coenzyme A biosynthetic process.
AUGACGGCAUCCCAACAAUCCGGCAUAAUAGUAUACAUCCCGCUCCCCUCUCUAUCCGCAUCACGUACUCGAGCACUCCAGCUAAUAUCUCACGCAUCAGGACUCGCCCAACAUCAACUCCGAAUAAUCUUGUCGUGUCCAGACAUUGCUGCAAACGCCUCCACUCCACGACGAGUAUGGCAAGUGCUUCAGGGACUCGUGGCCGACUUUUACAUCUCGGCUUCAACCGUGGCGUAUACGUGUAACAACCCAUUGCUGAAUGUGGACAUCAUUUUUGAGGGGUACUGUGGAUAUGACGCGUGGAUUGAUUAUGGAGGGUUAGAAGGCGGAUUUGAUGCUGUUUUGUGUGAUGACCAAGCAGUCCUAUCAGAAGCAAACAAGAAGCGACAAUCAGCAGGUCUACCUGCCUUUGAAUCUCUUGAACUAGAACCCGAAACAUCAAAAACCAACGAAACACCAUCAGUAACAACAAACUCACAAGAAUUCUAUCAUCGUGGAUCAAAUCCACCAGACAUUUACGACCAUAUAGCUAUGGGAGGAACAUUCGAUCAUUUGCAUAGCGGACACAAGAUUCUACUGACUAUAGCUGCUUGGCUGUCUCGGCUUUCGCUGUUUUGCGGUGUUGUGUCUCCAGACCUACUGAAAAACAAGAAAGGAGCAGCCUUGCUCGAACCAAUAGAUACGCGAAUCUCAAACUGCAACACCUUUUUAUAUCGAUUCAAGAGAGGUGGUGAUUUGGUGUUUGAUGUGGCUCAAAUUAACGAUCCGUAUGGUCCUCCACAAGAUAAUCCAAAGUAUUCUGCUAUUGUGGGAUCAUUGGAGACACUCAAAGGAUGUGAAGCUGUAAACGACAUGCGAAUUAAAAACGGCCUCGGUGACAAUCUCUUAGACAUCUACGUCAUUGAUGUCAUCUCAAAGAAUUCUCGUGUUGGGCAAAAAGACAUGGAUACCAAACUCAGUUCAACUUUUAUACGAAAUUAUCUGCAACAGCAUAACGAAACAGCUAAUCAAAAGUUAGAGUUGACAAAAUAA